AUGGUUUCAAAUUAUCGUUGCUCUCGUUUCCGCCAUUUUUUUUUAUAUAAAUUCGUAACGAAAAAUAAUAAUUACUGGAGAAAAAAAGGAAUCACCCAAACGACUCCUGUACCAAUAUUCGGGGAUCAAAUUCCAUUUGUUUUCCAUACAUCGGAUCCCGCUGAAUUCAUAACGAAUUUGUAUAAUCGAUUUGAAAAAAAAAUAUUUGGGAUUUACAUGUUUUUAAAACCUUGUUUACUCGUACGGGAUCCGGAAUUGAUAAAACUCGUCAUGAUAAAGGACGCUGAAUGUUUUACAAACAGAUACACUUGGUUCGAAGCUUCGGAUUAUUUAUUAAAUAAAAAUUUGACAAUGUUAAAAGACGAAAAAUGGAAAACUUUAAGAUCCGUCAUGACCACUGUUUUCACGGGUGCUAAAAUGAAAGACAUGUUUAUAUUCAUGGACAAAUGCGCUGAACAAUCCGUACAGUACCUGGACAAGCAAAUUAGGAAUCAAUCUGGAAAAGAUGAUUCAAACGUUUUGGAAUUGGAAUUAAAAGAAUUUUUUUCUCGUUACGGCACUGAUGUAGUAGCAAGCACGGCUUUCGGACUGGAAUUGAAUUCGUUCGAAGAUCCAAAAAAUGAAUUUUUCCAGAUCGGCGUCGAAUUACGAGACAAAUUUAAAUCUUUUCCAUUGUUUAAAACUUUUUUCACGGUUUUAUUUCCAAAAUUAUCAAACGCACUCGGCAUAUCGUUCUUUGGUAAAAACAUAAACAAUUUUUUUUUAAAAGUCGUCGACGAAAACAUAAAAAACAGAGAAAAACACAACAUUGUGCGUAAGGACGUCAUACACGUUCUUAUGGAAGCGAGAAAAAAUAAAAAUUUUUCUUCCGACAACGAAGAAUACGGACGUGGAAAAAUUCCAGAUUUGACAAAUGCCGACAUUGCCGCGCAAUCCGUGUCGUUUUUCUUCGGCGGAUUCGAUAUAUUAGCGACGGCCCUUGGUUUUCUAUGUUACGAACUCGCCAUCAAUCCGGAAGUUCAACAACAUUUACACGAUGAAAUAGAACAAAUCAUGGACAGGGAAAAUGAAAUAACCUACGAUGACGUCAUGUUUAAAAUGUCUUAUUUGGACAUGGUGGUAAAAGAAGCGUUAAGAAAAUGGCCGUCGGCAGGAAUAACCGAUAGGGAAGUAUCAAAAACCUAUGAUUUUCCUAAAACCGAAGAUAAUCCGGAAUUUAAAUUGAACAAAGGGGAUCUUUUACUACUUCCGAUUAUCGCUUUACACCGGGAUCCAAAAUAUUUCCCAAAUCCGGAUAAAUUUGAUCCUGAAAGGUUUCGAGAUGAAAAAAAUUCAAUUGUUCCGAUGAGUUUCAUGCCUUUCGGUGGAGGUUUAAGACAUUGCAUAGCUUUAAGGUACGCAAUGAUGGAAAUGAAAAUAGGUAUCGUUCAUUUGAUAAAAAAUUUUAUCAUCGUACCAACAGCCAAAACGAGCAUACCGUUGAAAUUGAAAAAAAAUUCAGGUUUUGUUCUUCUACCGGAAAACGGAUUUUGGUUGGGUUUAAAACAAAGAAUUUAA
Pediculus humanus corporis (human body louse) is the source of this 1557-nucleotide messenger RNA. Its product is annotated as cytochrome P450, putative. Bases 1 to 1557 code for a protein of 518 amino acids. NCBI's taxonomy places the organism in Eukaryota, Metazoa, Arthropoda, Insecta, Psocodea, Pediculidae. The record is from RefSeq and is a predicted model, not a curated record. Gene Ontology annotation, molecular function: iron ion binding; oxidoreductase activity, acting on paired donors, with incorporation or reduction of molecular oxygen; heme binding. The transcript is spliced from 8 exons.